This is a messenger RNA of Serpula lacrymans var. lacrymans S7.9, 2504 nucleotides long. RefSeq lists its product as uncharacterized. NCBI's taxonomy places the organism in Eukaryota, Fungi, Basidiomycota, Agaricomycetes, Boletales, Serpulaceae. Gene Ontology annotation, molecular function: ubiquitin protein ligase activity. Gene Ontology annotation, biological process: protein ubiquitination; ubiquitin-dependent protein catabolic process. The record is from RefSeq and is a predicted model, not a curated record. The transcript is spliced from 6 exons. The coding region runs from base 43 to 2061 and encodes 672 amino acids.
AUAGGCUCUCUCCUCACUUUCCCUUCUAGCCUCCUUUCCCGUAUGCGGAGAAUCGAUGGUUUUCUCAACCAGGAUGCAAAGUCUGUUCUCGAACUCCAACGGCAUGAAUUUGGUCAUCCUGGCUCUAACGUAGCUCACACCAUCCCUCCCCCUAUUUUUGCACCCUUGCCGGGUCCAUGGGGCUUCCUAAUGUCUGGUUAUAUCGUCGGUUUGAUUGCAAUGACCUUUAUUCUGCACCGAAUCCAGAAUAUAGUGGUCCCACCCCAGCAUCGUCCCCCCCAUCAUCAGCGGCAUCAUCAAUCCGUCUUGCGCUCGAUUUAUCACUCGAUCUUUCCCUUAGACUUCUCCUCGUCAAUAUGUCGUCUUAUCUUUCGCUUACCAUCCCUCUAUUUCAUCAGCAAGGCACUCUUCAUGUGGACAAUAACAUUAAUCCAUAUGUCUGAUUACCUUCCUCCCGAAAGCUCAAGUUGGUUUGAAGGAGCUACUCAAUGGAUUGCGCAAAGAGAAAUGGAAGAUCUAUGCUGGUUCACGUUCUGCUCUGUUUGUGGGGCUUUGUGUGUUGAGGCAAUAACACGUGGCCUAGAAGGUGGAACCAGUCGCGCUUCACCAUUCAAUCUCUUUGGAUAUGCAUUUCUCCUCCAUAUAUAUUCAUCGCCCCUGACUCAUGACCUCAAAUUGGAGGGAAUGACUUCUCGUCCAGACAAACACGUUAUAUUCACCAUCAUCUUGCCACUAUUUCAACUUGCAAUGGUUCAUUUCAUCGGUAUUAGGCGACGGUGGUCACACCAAAGACUCGUUCCGUCAUCAAUUAUAUCAAUACUCUCGCUCACACAUUUUCAUGCUGUCCUUUGGUUUUCAGAAUCAUCGUAUCCUCUUCUCAACUACAUGCCAUGUCUUUUCGAAUCAAUAUUGGUUUCAGUCACGCUACUCGCUAUAUUCCUCGACAUCAUGACCCAAAUUUUGACAGAAGGCUCCAUCACGCGCCCCCUAUUCGGGCAUCAUGCAAACCUCCUUCCAAAAUGGGACGAAGACUUCUCUAUCGCCUUGCUGCGCUUGGGCACAGCAAGCCUAGAGGCAUCAAGCGUAGCAGGCUUAGGGAAUGAGGUCGGUGGCGUUGCAGCGUUGGAGCCGACCAGUGGCAGACCGCAAAUGGAGUACGGAACUCUCGAAAUGAAUCGUAACGGUGUCACUUCAAUCUCGCCAGCCGUGGAAGCAAAGGGAAGCCUGAGGAAGAGAAAGAGAGGAUUUGCAAAUGAAAUUAGGAGCAUCAAGGCGAUAUCGAAUGAUGGUGAUCUUUGGAUCGACAUGGCAUGGUAUCGAGAACUGGCGAAAUUUGGAGUAGGUGUGGGCCGCUUUUUGAAAGGCCUAUGGAAGUUAUUUUGGAAUGCGGUACGGGAGCGCUCGCUGCGUCAUGGUCCUCCCUUUGCCUUGGAAACAGAUGAAGAUGCGACGAUUCCCAUUCAGGACAAUAAUGAGCAGAGGGAUGAAGUUUUGCUUGAACGUUUUGCCAGAGGAGAAGACAUCAGCGAUGACGAAGAGGAUUUCGAACCUCCGCCAAGAUCACGGUCAGACUCGUUUGGCACGCCAUCUUCCGCGUCAGACGUUGCAGGCGAUGAGAUGGACCAAGGCGAGACUGCCAACCUCUACGCAGAUUUCUCCUCUAUAGCGGAGACCACUGCUCCGAUUAUGCUUGCCCAUAUGGCAAAUGCGUCCUUUUCGCCCCUUACUAGGCGGCGAUACAACAAUCUAGUCGCUAGGGCAUCUGCUAACUCCUCGUCGAUCGAUAAUAGAGGUGAAAACUGGACCGAGAUCGCAUCCGACCAGCAAGGUCCCGCGAGAACAGCAUGCAGCUCCCGGGCAGAUGAUGCACAAGCAGAUUCUCGUAGGAACUGUGUUAUAUGUACAGUGGAAGCUCGACAGAUCAUCUGCUGGCCUUGCCGAUGUCUCGCAUUAUGCGAUGAAUGUCGAGGAAACUUGGCCACACAUGCCACUGCGUCCAAACACAGAUGUCCAUGCUGUCGACAGAACGUGGAGGGCUAUUCGAAGAUAUAUAUACCUUAAAGGGUGUAAUAGUAAGCUUGUUCUUGUAGGAUUACCACGAAAUGCUCCUGUUUGCAAUUCAUAUUCACGUACACCAUCUCAAACGCUAUUCCAGACCCUGCUGAUACUGCCAUCGCGUGAUGCUAAACGAAGGUGACCAGACGAAGGGAAAUUACCAUCCGUCACCUGGAACUCACCAUCCUGAAGUCACAGUUGAUAAGCUGCUGAGUUGGGAUUAUCCGUAAGGAGGAAUCGAUCGUACACGAAUCCAAGUGGCCCAUCGAUGAUACAACGGGCCGCCCCUUGGGAAAUCCGAUGCGCUGAGCGUAAUUGCAUGUUCGACUACCGCGUGGUGAAUGGGGAUGCGCUACGCCCCGGUAUCAUGAUAAGUACUGGCCCGGUAACUGCUAAGUAGCAUAUCAAUAGACAGUAUAUUAUUAGUGACAGGUUAAAUUUGGUCCCUG